Entrophospora candida is the source of this 1275-nucleotide messenger RNA. The record is from the annotation of a GenBank genome assembly. Lineage: Eukaryota; Fungi; Glomeromycota; Glomeromycetes; Entrophosporales; Entrophosporaceae.
AUGUCGAAUCCAAUAGCAAAUGACACAGAAACUGUCACAUUUGCGAUAACUGAUGAACAAGGGAAGAUGGUUCUUCUGCUCUUAUUAAUUCAAAGCACAGCAUCAUUGAUCGCAACUACGUUCGGAAUUUCAGUGUUUUUUUCUAUAAGAUAUAAAUAUCCCCGAUUAGUCAACAGAGUUACGUUUCGACUUGCUCUUGCUACAAUGAUCUCAGACUUUGGUGUUAGUGUAUUUCAAUUAAUCGGUGCAACCCUUGCAUCUCCCACCGGCCCAUGUAUAAUCGCUACCUGGGGAACUGUAUUUUUUAGCCUUACAUCAAUUUUUUUCCCUACUUGUAUUGCUCUGAAUCUACAAAUCGUGUUCAUUCAUGGGUACAGGGGUAGACGUAAAUUAGAAAUGUUUUAUUUCAUAGGUGCGAUUACUUUAGCUUCAAUUCUAUCAUUGAUUCCGUUCUCCGAUCACAUGUAUGGUUGGGAUGCACCCGAAGCGGUAUGCUUUUUCCGUGACUCAGGUACAAAAUUGAAUAUUGUAUGGCAAUGGGCAGCAUUCUACUCUUGGGAAUUACUUUGUAUAUUAUAUUGUAUAAUAACAUUAAUUAGUGUUGCGGUGAAAUUACACAAAGUGUCAAGUCAAUCAGUAAGCACCAAUAAUAUUGAUGGCCAAACAAUAACAAGUCAAUAUGAUAAGAAUGUUUUAAGGAACAAGGCUAUUAUAUCAUUGGUGGUUGGAAAGGUUAUAUGGUAUCCUGUUGUGCCUAUAAUAACUCAGGGACCAAAUUUUUUAGUUGAAACUGACAUUUAUGUUAACCAGAAAAUCAAUUAUGUAUUUUUAAUACUGUCUACUCUCCUCUCAUUUCAAGGUUUUCUCAAUACCAUAGUAUUUAUGCAAGAUCUCGCGGUUUCUAGAGCUUAUAAAUUAACGAAAUUAGAUUGGUGGUGUAAUUACGUUAAUAAAUAUGAAGAGUCAUAUCCUCAUUUAUCACGUAAUAAAGCAAUAGAUUCGGCUGAUCAGGUUGAUCAUGAAAUCAAAGAUGAACAAAGUCAGAAACAACCUUCCUUUGCUGAAAAAUUACGAUAUAAUUUCUUAAUUUCACUCUUUAGUAAGCCGAAAGGAGAUAAAGUGUUAAUCGAAUACGAUCAAUAUAUGACGGUAAAAGAUGAUGAUGAAUUGUUGUCAACACAAUCAAUGAAUGAUAAAAAUGGUGAUGAUGCAACAGUAAAGGAUGACGGGGAUAAUCUGGAUCGAUUUAAUAAAAAUGUAUUAUGCAAAUUGUAA